Molecule: messenger RNA, 1336 nt
Organism: Sipha flava (yellow sugarcane aphid)
Lineage: Eukaryota; Metazoa; Arthropoda; Insecta; Hemiptera; Aphididae
Product: ribonuclease H2 subunit B
Biological process (GO): RNA catabolic process; ribonucleotide metabolic process
Cellular component (GO): nucleoplasm; ribonuclease H2 complex
Source: RefSeq, a predicted model, not a curated record
UAUUCUAUGAUCGAGUCUUCAUAAUAAGGUUUAUGCUUUGAUCAGAUAUCGAAAUGAGGUUAUGUUCUGUGUUUGAUUUUUUUUUACCCGCGUUUUUUCGAUCAAUUUUUAUGACGUUCAUAAUCAUUUGAACUUGAUUAUUUACUCGUAUUUGGAAUCUGAAGUUUUAAUCAUUUGAACACCGACUAUAGAAAAAUUGUUCGAUAAUAAUUAUUGUUUUCUUGGAAAAUUUCGUGUUAAGUGCAUACGGUUUAAUUAAUAAUGGCCCCUCGAAGUAAGAAAUCCGAGUUAAAAGACGCAACAGGGUUUCGCCAAACAUUUGAUCAAAAUCGUUUUCUCAUUUUACCCGAUAGUUUAACUAACGACCAGAAUAUUGAAAGAAAAUUUGUAAAACUACGCCAUCCACAAACCAGUGAGUUGGCCAUGUUUGUGUUUUCGGAAAAAGACAAAAAAUUAGCACAAAUGCGUUCUUUACCUUUUGAUCAUCGGACAAUUUUCAAGGACAAUGAAGUAAUUCCUAUUGAUAGAAUUGAUUUUGUAACGUUGAUUGACCCUCUGUUCAUUUUUUUACCUUAUUUCGUCAAAUAUUCAUCAAUGUUCAGUCCAUUAGAUCAAAUUUUAACUGAUGAAGAUUUCCCAGAAUUAAAUAAUUUGCUUAUGAAAUUAUCAGAAUUGUCUGAUUUACAACAAGUUGCCAAUAAAAAGGAAGUUGGAGAUUUAAUUUUGUGGCAAUAUAAUGAAAGUAAAACUUUGGAAUGGCUUUCUCCUAAAGUAGAAAAAGUCUUACAAGUUUUAGUUUCUCAGCAAAUAAAUGUUAAUCCAAAUGCAGCGAUUUCAUCUACUUUUAAACUAAGUGCUUCUAGUGCACAAUCAUCUGAAGAACAGUACAAAAGAUACGCAUGUAGUAUAAUUUCAGAGUAUUUACCCUUUGAAAUUCAAAAAUCAUUACUAAUACAUCUUGGACUACCAGAAAAAGUAGAAUGUAAUAAACGCAAAGCUGAUGGAAACAGUUUAGAUGUAAAUAAAAAGGUGAAACAUAAUAGUAUUAACUAUGAUGAAAUGCCUAAUAAAGUUGAAAAGAUUGUUGCACCAAAAUUAACAGCUAAAGACAAGGCAUUAAAGAAAGCUGCAUCAGGAACAAAAAGUAUAUCAUCCUUUUUCAAAAAAAACUAGUAUUGUACAUAUUUAUGAAGAAUUUGUUGUUUCACCUAUUUCCUUGGUGUGCAAUAGUUAUAUUUUGUUCUUAAGAUGUUCUGUAUGAAUGAUGAUUUGUUUAUUCUGUGUACAUAGUCUAAGAAAUCAAUAUAUGAUUAUUUAUCAUCAAGAUGAGUUUAAA